AUGGCCCAGUUCCUUAGAGGCAAACAGGCCGGUAUCCAGAAGGAUCUGUCGGAGGGUCUGUCGCCGGACCUGUUCCUGCUCGACGAAUUUGCUCGAUGCGGCAUUAAUUCUCAGAUCAGUGUGGUGGCAUACGAUCCCGUACAAUCCCUCCUCGCCGUAGGAACAAGCGAUACACAGUUCGGAAGCGGGCAGAUCUACGUCUUUGGCCAGCGACGGGUGCUGGUCGUGUUCAAUUUCCCGCGAAAGGCGUCAGCCAGGUUCCUACAGUUCUGCGGCGAUAAGCUUGUCAGCGUGGACUCGAGGAAUGAGAUCUCCAUCUUCUCGCUGGAGACAAAGAGCGUGCUCGUCUCCUAUGCGCCGCCGGGCCAUGUCACUGCGUUGUUGACGGAUCCUAGCCUCGAUUAUGCUUUUAUUGGCUUACAGAAUGGCGAUAUCAUUGCGUACGAUAUGGAUCGUGAAUCGUUGACGCCCUUUCGAGUGCCGAACCUGUGGGCAGAGCGUAACUCACGCACUCGAUUGACACCCGUGAUCUCCAUGGCAUUUUCGCCUCGCGAUAUCGGCAAGAUUCUUGUUGGCUAUCCCGAAGGAGCCGUCGUGUUUUCGUUCAAGCAGAACCUUGCACAGAAGUACUUCGAGUACGAGGUGCCCUCCGGCGCGCUGGGAGGCGACUCGGGGAUCCCGUUCAACGAUGUCCGCAAGCCGAAGGUGACACAGGUGCUCUGGCACCCGAACGGGAUUUUUGUCCUGACGGUCCACGACGAUACGAGCUUGGUCCUGUGGGAUUCCAAGGACGGCCGCAAGCUAAUGGCGAGGACGAUCCAAGAUAUCAAUGUAGAUCAGCCAGGUGCUGUUUCCGGCAGACCUGGCUCGGCAGGGGGCCUCCUGGAAACCAAGCACCCCAUCACUAAGGUUGCGUGGUGCGCGAAACAGAACGCCGACAAUACCGGCCUUUUGGUUGCUGGUGGCGGAUUGAAGGAUGAGCCCGGCAAUGGUCUCACCUUCUUGGAUUUCGGAACCACCCCCAACUACCAGACCUCCUCGUGGCAGAUCCUGUCGAAUUAUUUCGAUACAGUCAAAACGACCACCUCCCUUGCUGUGCCUCCAGGUGCACAAGUGGUGGACUUUUGUCUGCUCCCGCGCUCGUCCCCUUACUACGCCGGCGCUCAUGACCCUAUCGCGGUGAUGGUCCUGCUGUCGUCUGGUGAGCUGGUCACUCUAAGUUUCCCCAGCGGCCAUCCAAUCACUCCCACAAACAUGCUCCAUCCCUACCUUUCCUUCGUUCAGCCGUUUGUCACAAAGAUCAGCAUGGCGCCAAUCGACCGGUCUGCCUGGCUGGGUCUCAAGGAGCGACGGCAACAAGGCCCCAGGUUUUUGGUCGGCGGUGCAGAGGGGAAGAAGACUCUCAAGCGCUUCGAACGCCGCAACAUCAUCAUAGCCGCACAUGCCGACGGGACCAUCCGUCUCUGGGAUGCCGGCAACGACGAUGAAAUCGAGAACGGCGAGGUGAUCCAGGUCGAUCUCAGCCGUGCGGUUGGCCGCGUCAGCAACGUUGAAGUCACCCAGAUGUCCAUGGUGGGAUUGACUGGCGAGCUGUCUGUCGGCCUCCGGAGUGGAGAGGUUGUUAUCUUCAGAUGGGGCAACAAUGCAAACGUUGGCAGCGAUGCGCCUGCUGGCCCGAAUAGUGGACCCGGAGCACUCACGAAUAUUAAGCACCGUACUGACCCGGGCCUGAAACAGGGUCUUCUGCCACUCACCAUGUUGGAAAUGGAAAAGGGACCUGUGACGGCACUGAAACAUAGUGAAGUCGGUUUUGUCGCCGUCGGCUUCGAAGGCGGCUCUUUUGUCAUCAUCGACUUGCGGGGGCCGGCCAUCAUAUACACUGCUCAUCUCUCGGAUUUCUUGAAACAGAACAAGCGGGCCAGUUUCCGCAAGUCCCGCGCAUCCGAUGAGGCACCAGCAGAGUGGCCGACUAGUAUCGAGUUUGGAGUCAUGACUUUGGAGGGUGAAGAAUAUUCAAGCAUCUGCUGCUUUGUUGGUACUAGCCGUGGCAACUUUGCGACUUUCAAGAUCCUGCCGGCCAGCAAUGGAACCUAUUCCGCGUCUUUUGUGGGGGCUACCUCUCUUGACGACAAGGUUAUCAGCAUCUCCCCUCUCGAUGUUGAAACUGGCAGUCCUGCCUUGGCAUCUCCUAAUGCCGUCGGGGGGUUGAGGAACGGCCUUAAGGUCAACGGUGUCGUUGUUGCCGUGACCGUGUCAGGCUGCAGGAUCUUCAAACCUGCCACGGCCAAGGGGGCCCACAAGACAUGGGAUAAUUAUCUUUGUGACUCUGCUGCGGUGGUGAAGACCGAGGGCCGUGGCUACAGCCUUGUUGGGCUCUUCGGGGACGGGAAUGCGCGGGCUUUCUCGAUCCCAUCUCUCAAGGAAAUAGGAUGUAGCAAGAUCGAUCACAUCGUCGACAUGAGGCGGAUAUCCGAGUCGCUUGUUGCACCGUCGGGUGAUAUUUUGACUUGGGUUGGCCCGUCGGAAGUUGAAGUACUCAGUGUCUGGGGCUUUGGGGUCACACUUCAACCUUCUGAUGACAAGCUUUACAACGACCAACUCCCGAUGCCUCCGCGACCGACAAUCUCGAAUAUGCAGUGGAUCUCUGGCACCCAGUACAUAUCUCCCGCCGACAUGGACAUUCUCAUUGGGGGUCCCGACCGGCCACCGUCGAAGAAGAUGCUGGAGCAGAUGAAACUUGACGAGCAGGAACGGCAGCAACUCACCCGAAACUCACGCUCGUCGACCGGCCACAGUUCCCAGCAGGGCAGUGAAGAGGGCUACAUGGCGUACAUGCAGCGUCAGAUGCAGGAACGCACUGAACGGCUCGGGAUCAUGGGAGACACCAUGGACCGGCUGGAGGAGAACAGCAGCAACUGGGCCGACGAUGUGAGCAAGUUCGUGUCGAAGCAGAAGAAGAAGGCCGUUCUGGGAGUUCUCGGAUCGAAAUUCGGUCUCUAG
Molecule: messenger RNA, 3000 nt
Organism: Penicilliopsis zonata CBS 506.65
Lineage: Eukaryota; Fungi; Ascomycota; Eurotiomycetes; Eurotiales; Aspergillaceae
Exons: 7
Coding region: 1-3000 (999 amino acids)
Biological process (GO): regulation of exocytosis; regulation of protein secretion; establishment of cell polarity
Cellular component (GO): cytoplasm; plasma membrane
Molecular function (GO): GTPase activator activity; syntaxin binding; myosin II binding
Source: RefSeq, a predicted model, not a curated record